Drosophila bipectinata is the source of this 4572-nucleotide messenger RNA. RefSeq lists its product as uncharacterized. Gene Ontology annotation, biological process: retrograde transport, endosome to Golgi; phospholipid translocation. Lineage: Eukaryota; Metazoa; Arthropoda; Insecta; Diptera; Drosophilidae. The record is from RefSeq and is a predicted model, not a curated record. Gene Ontology annotation, cellular component: trans-Golgi network; endosome.
ACCCUUCACCAAACGCCAAAUAGUUGCCUUCCGAGGCAGUUGUGUGUUUUGUUUCUCGUCUUUUUGCCACUUUCUUCCUUACUUUCUUCGCUGUGUGCCGUUGGUCCGCGGACGGUUUUUGCAGGAAAAUGCAAAUACAGGCAAGAUAAGAUAUGACAAGCGCCACAAAAACUUGAAUAAUCGAAUUAAAGCGAAUACCAAGACGAUAUAAACGAACAGCAUUUAAUCGCAGUUUUCCGCAACGUCGGAAAAAAUCAUCAACAACAACAACAACGACAAAAAAAAUUUAACUCAAUUAAAAGUCAACGGAGGAAAAUGCAAUUGAAAUGCAGAGAACAUAUGAAAAGUGCGGUGAUGAGUGAUGUGUUUUUGGUGGAAAUGGAGCGUAUUGUGUGAAGGCCCCCCUUCAUUUUCUGGUCUAGUAUGCGCAGGAAAUUUGCUGACAAUUUUGUGAAAGGUAGAGGGAAGCAAUCAUCAUCGGCCUAGGCGACGGGGCGCGCGUUUUCGGGGAAAAUUCAAUACAAAAACGCGGAAAGCCAAAAAGAAAAACAAAAACUGCACAACAACAAAAACAAAGCAAGCAAGAGAGAGAGAGAGCGGAGAAGCGAAAAAUAAUAGUGUUUGGCCUACCUGUGUUUAUGUUUGUGUAUGUGUGUGAGAGUGUGUGCCUCUGCAAGAGAACGAGAUCAUAACAACAACAACAACAAGAACCACAGCUGACUUCCUGUACUUCCUUCCUCCCACGCUAAUCUUCUUCGACGUUUAUAAUGCAAAUAACAGUAAUCGCAUCCGCAACAACAACGUCUACUUCCAAGAACCGGCUUCGCAGCAACAAAAACAACAACCUCUAGUCAACAAAACUACAAAAACAACAACACACAUAUCCGACAGCCUAUAAAACAACAAAAAAUAUCCUAAAAAUAUAAAAAUUUUCAAGUAAAUCUAAAUUUUAAGAAAUAAAAACAAUGGAUUGGAUCAUCAACGAUGAGUUGGGCCUUACGGUGGGCCAUUUGGUGGGCGGGGCAGCUGCAUCGGCCAUGGUCAUCGGCGGUGUUAUCCCCUAUGUGCCCCAAUAUAUCGAAAUCAAGAAGACCCAGGAUGCGGAAGGAUUCUCGCUCUACGUCUGUCUCGCCCUGCUGAUAGCGAAUUCUCUGAGAAUACUCUUCUGGUUCUCCAGCCGGUAUGAGCUUCCACUGCUGGUGCAGAGUGUCGUCAUGAACGUGACCAUGUUCCUGAUGAUCCAUCUGUGCGUGAAGGUGAAGCGGGUGAAUGCCAAUAACCGCGAGCAUACCCUGAGAGGUGAUGAACUGCAUUUGCCCAAGGUGAUGACAGACACGGAUACGGGAGCCUCGGUUUCCACAGACCCGGGCGGUAGCGUCCUGAAGCGAGUACGUUCCCGGCAUUAUUUAAACGAUCUUGACUUUAAGUACUUUUGGAGCUGGACAGACUUCCAGUCGUAUCUGGACUUUAUGCUGGUGGUGUGGGCCGUUGGGGCUGCCAUAACAUAUCUGAUGUUGUCGGUGCACUGGUUCAUGGAGGCCAUGGGCUUCGUGGCUGUCUUCACGGAGGCCAUGCUGGGGGCGCCGCAAUUUCUGCGCAACUUUAAGAAUAAAUCAACAUAUGGAAUGAGCAUACACAUGGUGAUCAUGUGGACGCUCGGUGAUAUGUUUAAGACUGGUUACUUUAUUGUAAGGAAAGCACCCUCACAGUUCUGGAUCUGUGGCACGCUGCAGGUCAGCUUGGACAUAGCUAUCCUGUCACAGGUGUGGUUCUACCGCAAGAAUUCCAAGCCGCGGGAUGUGCGCCGCGGCGAUUAGCAGUUUGCCCCCGAAGAACAGCCGCAGCACAUGCAUCCCCACGAUCUACAUACAUCCCAUUCCGAGGAGCACCAGCUCUCGCUGCCGGUGACCGUGAGCAGUAGUGGCGACGAUCACCUCCUCACCGCCCGGGCGGACGACGAGCACUUCAAGGUGCUGGACUUUGGCCAGUGCCAUGAUAAUCGCGCCUUUCAGUAUCACAACAACAACAAGAUGCUGCCCCGACCCGGUGGCAGUGGCAAGAGCAAGGACGAUAGCAGCAUGGCCGCGGCCCUGGAAGUGGUCAUUGUCCACUCGCCGGCCUCCAAUGAGCAGCGACUGAUUGGAGGGCAGGAUCUGAGCGCCAACUGCUGUCGCCGGAAGCGAAACAAUGCCACCCAGACACGGUUGGAGGGAGGAAGCUGCUGUUGUGUGAUUACCACACAUCAUCACCACUGCCACUGCAACCACCACCGGCACCAUCACCAUCACCACCACAGCCAUAGCCAUAGUCACAGUCACUGCAACUAUCGAAGCACAAAGCGAAGAGCUCUGCUGCACCAGAAGCGGCACAAGUCCAACCAGCAGAAUCAUCACCAUGGCCAGCGGGACACCAAGCAGACGAACCACAACCCAAUGCUUCCAAACAAGUCUUCCUUGGACUCCAGCGAAGAUGGACUGCCACCGCAUCACCAGGCCAUAGCCAUUGAGAUCGACGCCGCCACCAUGAGCGAGGAUGGCGAUGAGAACAACAGCAGCACGGCCACCUCGAACUUCCCCUACAAGGUCGCCAGCGAGGGAAUGAAGCCCAUCAUAAUGGCGCCCCUGCGGGAGCAGCAUCAUCACAGAAGGAGUUCCCUGAACUCCAACACGACCAUCGAGACGGAUGAGCUGUCGCACGACGAGGACGACGACGAUGUGCAAAUGGGAUCCCAGCAGCUACCCGAAGAUGAAACUCAUCUCACCCAGCCGCCAAACACCAAUAGUUCGAGUAGUUCCACCAAGCGGGGAGCUCCCGCCUCGGCGCCGGUGCGAAACGAAUGCGUGAGGAUCAAGCGGAAGCGAUUCAUAGCCGAGCCUGGCCAGGAUUACUGCAGCAGUUGCUCCAGCUCGUGUUCCUGCAGCAGUUUGGACGAGGAUCAUCACGAAAUGACCGUUGCGGCGGAGUGCCAUCAGUGCAUUUCGGGCUCAAGGCGAGCCAGCUACUGUUCCUGUCACAAUUCCAGCUGCUGUUGUGGCUCCUGUUCCCAGGAGGAAGCCGGCGACGAUGAGGAGGAAGCUGACGAUGAGGAUGACGAAACGACAGGACAGAGGGAAAGCUUCUGCACGGCAGCAGAUCAUACCAUAACGCCAUCCCAGGAGGGCGAUGAUAUGCACAGCAGCACCUUAACACCGUUGAGCACCCACAGAUCCUCUUUUGUGGAUCAGGAGCUGGGUGAUCACACCAUGAGGAGUGAUAACAUUGGGGGCGGCAAUCUAACCGAUGCAGAUGCCUCGUCCCUGAGCCAAUCGGCGGAGUAUUUCUCACUGUCCUCUACAGCUGGAGGAAACACAUCCUUCCCCCUUCAGGACGAGGAGAGGCCGGACAAAAAAGAAAGGGAGCUGAAGGAGGCAGAGCCACUGGCCUGCAAGAACUUCAACCGCAAUCCCCACACGAAACACAAACGCAGCUCAUCGCCGGUGGACAGCUCCUUAUGACGAAGUGUCUCGCUGGUCGCCUGGCCAGCCAUCGAUGUGAACGCCCUGCUCCAGCAGACGAUCAGGAAGUCCGCUGUCCUCCAAGAGACGCCAGUACGCCGGAGAAACACUGCCAAGACUGGUACGAAACCAGCUGGUAGCAAUGAUUCCUCGACGGCCACAUUAACGCCGAGUGUGGUAACCGUGGCCAAGUUUCCGGGACCGGGAUUGAUGAGUGCAGUGACGAGUCUGAAUGGAGGAGGAACCACCUACAGCUAUACCACCACCACGGCUGCUCCACUUAAUUCAGCCACGUCCAGCAAGAGGAGCUCCAAAUACUCGCCGAUACCAAAUGCCGAGGCCUACCAGCACGAUCCUCUCCAGCAGAGCUCGACGGAAAUCAUCUUAUAACUCAUACACACACAUACCUCUAAACCUGAAGCUAUUAUACAGUACUGUCGACACCGUAUAGCAGUGGGAUGGGUCAACCUCAUAUAGGAAUGGAAUAUACAGAAGAGAAAACACCAAUUUUCGUGGGAUAAUCGAAACCAAAAUUCUAAAAGCUGUUCAAUUUGUUGUUAUUCGGGGGUAACAAACGACGAAACGUGAGGAGUAUUAGGAUUACUUUAUAAAUAUAGUGAAUAAACCAAUGUACAUUAUUUUUCAUAUUUGUUAAAUGCAUCCAGAAGAUUAGUUUGACGUGUAAACUACCUUAAAAUCCGGACUAUGUGAAUUUAUAAAACAAAUUAGUUUCAGCUGGGGAAGGGACCAAGCCGGAGUUCUCAAAGCCCUUUCAAAGUUUUCCAACAAGAAAUCCAAACUAAAAAAAACAUAUCCACUUUGAGCAAUUUUCCAGCCAAGAAAACUUCCCUCAGCUUGUUUAGAUUUAACUUAAUAAAUCGUCAUUGUUUUUGUAAUUUAGUUAAAUUCAUUUAGUAGUCCUGUAAGUUCAAUUUGUAUAAAAAAAUUUACCACAAUCAAAGUUUAAUCUCGAUAUUAUUUUGUAAAAUGCUGUUAGUUUUAUAAUUUCCUAGCAGAAUUUAUUAGCUAAGACCUUACAAAAAAAUGGAAAACGAUAAUAAACAAAAUGCAAUUAUAA